This is a messenger RNA of Pezoporus flaviventris, 3775 nucleotides long. RefSeq names its product solute carrier family 38 member 3 (gene SLC38A3). The record is from RefSeq and is a predicted model, not a curated record. The transcript has 16 exons. Gene Ontology annotation, biological process: L-glutamine transport; asparagine transport; histidine transport. Bases 1106 to 2641 code for a protein of 511 amino acids. Gene Ontology annotation, molecular function: L-histidine transmembrane transporter activity; L-glutamine transmembrane transporter activity; L-asparagine transmembrane transporter activity. Lineage: Eukaryota; Metazoa; Chordata; Aves; Psittaciformes; Psittacidae.
CGGGAGUGACCGGUUCGGCGGUGCCUGCCCGCGGCAGUGGGAAGGCGCAGCGUUAACGGCGGCGUUUAGACGUGCUGGCAGCCUUGUUCGUGCCUGGAUCCGGCCCAAGCGGAGGCCUAGCAGAGGGGAUAAAUCAUCCCAGUGCCUGCCCUGCGCUUCUCUCUCUUCCCCUGUAGAGCCGAGCCUCCCUGCUCUGGUCCCCACUGGCUUGUGCCCUGCCUCUGUUUCCCCACCAGUCUGGGUGCCUCAAGCAGGAUGGCCCGACCGUGUACCCCUCAUCCCAGGCCAGCAUUAGGGGCUCAGCCCUCCAGCAGUGCCAGCGUCCGGCGUGUGGCCUGGGAUGACCCUGCCAGGUCUGCUUGGUGGCCUGGAUAGGCAGGGACAGUCAAGGCAGCAGCUCUGGAGCCUGGAGGUGCUGGCACCCACACCCUGCUGUCACAUUCUUCCUCUGCGUGACAGCGGGACUGCUGUCCCUGGAGUCUCCCUGCCCCAGAAGUGCCACGGGAGAGCACAUUUUGUCCCUAGGUCCACCAAUCCCCUGGGAGAGUAAAGAUAGGCACGUCCCCAUCUGCUCACCCCAUGGGGACCCCAGCCACUGGUGUGACAGGGCAGCAGCAUCCUCCAGGAGUUGGGGUCCACGCAGCAUCCUGGCCAGCCCUCACCUUGGAUAGGUGGCAUCAUCCCUUGGCCGGACAUGGCCCCAAAGUGGCGUUCCCCCCCAGCAUGCAGGACAGAACCCCAGCCCCUCAAGCCGGCGGGGGGUGGCGGGGACCCUGCUCCUGCUGCCAGCCUGCCCCAGAAAGCCACCCUGUGCCGUUUCCUAGUGGGGCGUGGAGGGCCAGGGCUCGCACAGAGGCAGCUUUGUGCGGCGUGCCAAGGCAUCCCGCUCUCGGCAGCCCGGCCUCCUUCUCCUGCCAAGGAGCUGUCUCACAGCCCUGUGCUCUUUCCUGCUCCGUUUGUCCAGCCCUGACAUGCCCCUGAGCCCCUGUCUUGGCAGCCCAGCCACACCAGCCAGGGUGGUGGGACAUGGGUGAGACCUUCACGGCAGUGCCACAGGCUUCAUAGCCCAAGGAGAGCCCGCAGUGAGCCCAGCCAUCUCUCUGCCAUGGAUGCCACGGACGUGCCCCUCCAGGCUGAGAUGGUGGAGCUGGUACCCAACGGGAAGCACACAGCCGCACUCACCACCUCCACCAUGGCCUCACUGGCAGGUGACAGGUUUGAGGAGAACCAGACUGGCACAGCAGAGAUGGAGGAGUUCCUGCCCCACGGCGCUGAGAAGAAGCAGACGCACUUCACUGAUUUCGAAGGGAAGACAUCUUUUGGGAUGUCUGUCUUCAACCUGAGCAACGCCAUCAUGGGCAGCGGCAUCCUGGGACUGGCCUAUGCCAUGGCCAACACUGGCAUCAUCCUCUUCCUCUUCCUCCUGACGGCGGUGGCCCUGCUCUCCAGCUACUCCAUCCACCUGCUGCUCAAGUCCUCAGGCAUUGUGGGCAUCCGCGCCUAUGAGCAGCUGGGAUACCGAGCCUUCGGCACACCGGGGAAACUGGCUGCGGCCAUCGCCAUCACACUGCAGAACAUUGGAGCCAUGUCCAGCUACCUGUACAUCGUCAAAUCCGAAGUGCCUCUCGUCAUCCAGACCUUCCUCAAUCUGGAGGAGAAGACCACGGACUGGUAUAUGAAUGGGAAUUAUCUGGUGAUCCUGGUUUCCCUCACCAUUAUCCUGCCUCUGGCCCUCAUGAAGCAGCUGGGCUACCUUGGCUACGCCAGUGGCUUCUCGCUCAGCUGCAUGGUGUUCUUCCUCAUCUCGGUCAUCUACAAGAAGUUCCAGAUCCCCUGCCCACUCCCUGAACAGGAAGGGAACCUCACACGCAGCCUCAACUCCACCUCUGUCAGCACCAGCGACUACCAGAAUGGCUACACUGUCCUCCAGGCCCCUGAGCAUGGCACCUGCACCCCCAGCUUCUUCACCCUGAACUCCCAGACAGCAUACACCAUCCCCAUCAUGGCUUUUGCAUUCGUCUGCCACCCUGAGGUCCUGCCCAUCUACACUGAGCUGAAGAAUCCCUCCAAGAAGAAGAUGCAGUGCAUCUCCAACAUCUCCAUCACGGUCAUGUACCUCAUGUACUUCUUGGCUGCGCUCUUUGGCUACCUCACAUUCUAUGACCGGGUGGAGUCGGAGCUGCUGCAUACCUACAACAGGGUGGACCCUUUCGAUGUGCUCGUCCUGUGUGUGCGGGUCGCCGUGCUGACAGCUGUCACCCUGACCGUCCCCAUCGUCCUCUUCCCUGUGCGCCGGGCCAUCCAGCAGAUGCUGUUCCAAGGGAAGGACUUCAGCUGGAUCCGCCAUGUCACCAUUGCUGUGGUUCUGCUGACCUUCAUCAACCUCUUGGUCAUCUUUGCUCCCUCCAUCCUUGGCAUCUUUGGCAUGAUCGGUGCCACCUCUGCUCCCUGCCUCAUCUUCAUCUUCCCUGCCAUCUUCUACAUCCGCAUCAUGCCCAAGGACAAGGAGCCACUGCGCUCCACCCCCAAAAUCUUGGCUGCCUGCUUUGCCCUCCUCGGAGUGCUCUUCAUGAUCAUGAGCUUGAGCUUCAUCAUCAUUGACUGGGCUACGGGAGGGGGGAAGAGUGGUGGCAGCCACUAGUCAGCACUGGGUGCCCAAACCAACCCCUCCCACCCCACCGGUGCCCCAAGAACAGCCAGCCCUGGGCUCAGCCCCGUGCCACGGCCCCCUGGGCUGCCCCAGGGACCUUCUGCCAUUGCUUCCCAUCACCCGUGGUGGUGGUGAGGGGGCAUGAGCCAUGGCAGGCACGGGGAUCCCCUGACCUAUGCUCAAGAUGGGGCAGCGAGCGUGGGGCAGGUGCUGUGCCCCCCUCCCUGUUCCAGCAGGUCCCCUCCCUGCUCCACACCUCAGUUUUCCCAUCUGUAAAAUGGGAAUAACACUGCCCUACCUCACCAGGAUCUGGCUGUCCAGUGGUGCUCGGGUCUGCGCACCUAGAGCCACCAGCAGCAGGUACUGCCAGGGGUGUGGGGACAGGGGGCACUUACCUGGCCCCCCAGACAGCAUCCAGAGCCCUGAUGAACAGUGUCCGUGGGGAGCUGGAGCCUGUACCCAAGGCACACAUCCUCUCCUGGUCCCCAGAGAGAUGCCACCCUACUCCCCCUGCAUCAUGGGGGCACCCUGGUCCCUGUGGGCAGUGUGGCCCUGCCGCUGUGGCUGACGGUACCAGCCUGCUGCUCUUGAGCCUGCUGGGGACACGGUUGGCUCCCAGUACCCGCGGAUGGGACCCCAGUGAUCCCCAGGCCAUGCAUGGGGACCAGCAGCAUCGCUCUGGGGAGGUGGCAUGCUGGCAGGGGACUGGCCCCACCAAGGGGCGCAGGUUGGGGGAUGCUGGGGGCAACUGUCAUUAUGGGCCAGCCUGGGGGCUCCAGAGCCAUCUCUGUCUGUGUGCCCAGAUGCCAGGGUGAUGGGCACCCACGCAACCCAAGCUGGCCCUGCUCGCCUUGCACCUAGGCCCAGCACCCGGGCGCACACAGCCCUCUCCUGUCCGCCCAUCCAUCCACGUGUACAUGCCGCUGGGACACCCCACGUCAUGCCAAAACCUGGAGGGUGGCUCUCCCACUCCCUGUCUCCCUUCCCAGGGUGGGAGGCUGCCCAGCAGGGUGGACAGUGUGGGGCAGGAGGGGCUGUCCCACAGUGAAGUACAUAAAAGAUGUAUUUUUUUUACUGGGGUGGUGGAGGCUGGGAUGCUUUUUAUAAAUACUGUAUAUAAGAGUA